Messenger RNA from Achroia grisella, 982 nucleotides. It is a transcript of the gene Prosbeta5, whose product is annotated as proteasome subunit beta type-5. Gene Ontology annotation, molecular function: threonine-type endopeptidase activity. The coding region runs from base 106 to 951 and encodes 281 amino acids. The transcript has 6 exons. Gene Ontology annotation, cellular component: proteasome core complex. NCBI's taxonomy places the organism in Eukaryota, Metazoa, Arthropoda, Insecta, Lepidoptera, Pyralidae. The record is from RefSeq and is a predicted model, not a curated record.
CAAUUCUUGACAGUAUGACAGUCAAAAUUGUCGAAUAAUUUUCGUUUUAGCUUGUCAUCGUUUUACCGAGUUGCAAACAAAAGUUAUUAAGUAUUAAAAAUAGUAAUGGCUUUACUGGAUCUUUGUCGUCUCGAUGAGAAAAUCAAUUUAAAGCCGGUGGACGCUCUUGCAUCAUUCCAAAACGAUGUAAUGGGAUUCAGCCAAAAUUUCAUCAACAGCGCCCAACUCGCUGUACCGCCGUUUGCUAACCCUGUAGAAACCCUAGCGAAAUUUAACACAAAAGACGAGACUGGUCGUGAUAUAAAAAUUGAAUUUGAUCAUGGAACCACUACACUUGGAUUCCGCUAUAAAGGUGGAGUAUUGUUAGCGGUGGACUCCCGUGCCACUGGGGGCCAGUUCAUUGGGUCACAAUCCAUGAAGAAAAUUGUAGAAAUCAAUGACUAUCUACUUGGUACACUGGCUGGUGGUGCCGCGGACUGUGUGUACUGGGACCGUGUACUCGCAAAGCAGUGCCGUCUGUACGAGUUGAGGAACAGGGAACGCAUCUCUGUGGCCGCUGCCAGCAAGCUGAUGGCCAACAUGGUGUACAACUACAAGGGCAUGGGUCUCAGUAUGGGCAUGAUGUUGGCUGGCUUUGAUAAGAGGGGUGCACAGUUAUAUUAUGUGGACAGUGAAGGAACUCGCACUCCAGGCAAAGUAUUCUCAGUGGGCUCAGGGUCCGUGUAUGCCUUUGGUGUACUGGACUCUGGUUACAAAUGGGAUUUAUCAGAUCUUGAAGCUCAAGAGCUCGGUCGCCGGGCCAUCUACCACGCGACCCACCGCGACGCAUACUCCGGUGGGAUCAUCCGCGUCUACCACAUCAGCGACAAAGGCUGGGUCAACAUCUCCAACGAAGACUGCAGCGAGCUCCACUACAAAUAUCAAGCAGAGAAAGGACUUACUGAGGAAUAGAUAAUGGUUAAAUAAAAUUGUAUUAUUUUUA